Molecule: messenger RNA, 617 nt
Organism: Brassicogethes aeneus
Lineage: Eukaryota; Metazoa; Arthropoda; Insecta; Coleoptera; Nitidulidae
Source: the annotation of a GenBank genome assembly
GUGAAAUCACCUACAAAAUUUAAAGUUCAUGUCCUGAAAAUCUCAAAUUUUACGUUGCAAAAUGGCCUUAUUCUUUCGCAAUCUACUAAAAACAACCCCAAAUAAAAUUAUAUGCACAAAUAUUAUAAAUAAGUGUUUUUAUUCAAAAACCGGUCCUGAUUUGCCUAAAAAUGGAUUGGGGGAUAAAAUAUCGGCCGAUAAGCAACAAGAAAACGGUCAAAUUUACGAUAAAAAACCGUUUAAAGUGGCCUUGGAGGCAGGAAAGAGAUAUUCAUGGUGCCUGUGUGGUCGUAGCAAAUCUCAGCCCUUCUGUGACGGUACACACAAACAACAGCAGCUGAAAAUUACGCAAAAGCCCGUUAGGUUUUGUGUUGCCGAAAGUAAGGAUUAUUGGAUUUGUAACUGUAAACAUACAAAUAAUAGGCCUUUUUGUGAUGGAACGCAUAAAUCUAAGGUUGUUCAAGAAGGGAAUUCCAUUAUUAGGCAGUAAUUUGGGUAAAAAUUGUAAAUAUUUUUUAAAUAAAUAGUUAGAUCUUGUUUUUUAGUAAUUAAAUUUAAACCAAAUUUUAUUACAACAUCAAUAAACAUUAUUUGCAUGUCCCCUGCAAAUUUGGUUA